Messenger RNA from Ipomoea nil (Japanese morning glory), 1330 nucleotides. RefSeq names its product MADS-box protein SOC1-like. Gene Ontology annotation, molecular function: RNA polymerase II cis-regulatory region sequence-specific DNA binding; DNA-binding transcription factor activity, RNA polymerase II-specific; protein dimerization activity. The transcript has 8 exons. Bases 263 to 880 code for a protein of 205 amino acids. The record is from RefSeq and is a predicted model, not a curated record. Gene Ontology annotation, biological process: positive regulation of transcription by RNA polymerase II. Lineage: Eukaryota; Viridiplantae; Streptophyta; Magnoliopsida; Solanales; Convolvulaceae. Gene Ontology annotation, cellular component: nucleus.
CAAAGGUGAUUCCUUGGCCUUAAACGUUGCUUAAUUAUUACUGGAGCUGAAGCUAGGCUGCAGAAAAUGCAAGAAAUUGGAAGGUAAAGAGCGAAUCUCCUGAGAUCGAUCAAGAAGAAGAAACCCAUAAACGAUUGCGUUUAGGGUUUGUGAUGAACAGCACAGUUGAAUAUAUAUAGCCAGGCAGCAGCGAGCCUCCAUCUUUCAGAUCUGAGAAAACUAACCCAGAAAAGCAAGUUCUGAUCUUGUGAGGUGAAGUGAAAUGGUGAGAGGGAAGACAGAACUGAAACGGAUAGAAAACGCGACGAGCCGGCAAGUGAGCUUCUCGAAACGGAGAAGAGGGCUUUUGAAGAAGGCUUUUGAGCUUUCCGUUCUGUGUGACGCUGAGAUUACACUCAUCGUCUUCUCCCCCACUGGAAAGCUCUAUGAGUUUUCGUCAACUUCCAGCUCUAACAAGACAAUACAGCGGUACAUGAACAAUGCCAAGAAUUUGGGACAGUACAAAAAAUCAAGUGAAACAAGUUUGCAGCACGUAAAAGAAGAUGGUGUUGCUGCAAUGAGUAAAAGGGUUGAGGUUCUUGAGCAGUCCAAAAGAAAGCUUUUGGGAGAAGGCUUGGAUUCCUGCUCCAUUGAUGAUCUACACCAGAUACAAGAACAGCUGGUCAUAAGUUUAAGGAACAUUAGGGAAAGAAAGAGUUUAUUAUGUAAGCAACAAAUUGAUCGACUCAGAGAAAAGGAAAAAAUAUUGGAGGAAGAAAAUGCUGAAUUGAAAAAAAGGCUCGCAGUAUCUGAACCACAAAGGCUAUACACCGAUGUGGAGACACGCUUAUUCAUUGGGCAGCCGGAAACCAGGCCACCGGCGGGAGACCACAAUAAAUGAUCGCCGAUCCAAUAAAUUAAGCCAAGGAGAUUGGGUCGCUAAUAGUUACGAUAUAUAUUUAGUCUUUCAAUCCAAUUGUAUAAAUUUAAUCCUAAAUUUUUAACAAAACAGUGGAUAUAUAUAGCCGGUGCAAUUGAGGUGACCUCGGGUCACAGAGAAUAAUGCACAUCCGAUCCGUAGCUAGUAGGAGUCACACACUAAGUACAAAAUGAGUAAUCUGCAUAUGAAGUAAAUGGCAAUUUGCAUCUAAUAUACUUCAGACGCGUAUGCAACUAUGCAAACCUGAAUAGGGCUUGAGAUGUAUGUAGGUAGUUCAUGGUUGAGUCGAGUAUAUGAUAGUUGGACUGUACUAAUCAAAGUCUGGGAUGUAGGAGAUUUUAUACACAUAUUUCAUGAUGUAUAUAAGUCUUGGAUCGAAGUUCUAUUAUGCAUACUUUCAAAUUCUACUUC